AGGUUGGUCAUGUAAGUUGUGUAGCCCGAUAUUAGAAACAGUAGCACUAAUGUAUUUAAUGCAAAUUUGUUUUCCAAUUGGGUGGAAAGUAAUGCAGUGGGAAUAACUAAUGUUUGCUGUCUGCAUUUAUUUAUUACAGGUGAAAAAACUAAGUGCAUUGGGCUAUGUCCCAAUUCUAUUUUUCGCAAAGAAAGAUAAGGCCUCUGGAAAGUGGGUGUCUGAUGUGGUGACCCAUCUGCUACCCACUGAGGACAACCUAAAAAUUGUGGCCACCAUGAGAAAGGCCUACAAUUUUGUAUUGAUCAAAGAAGGGAACUCCACGACGACAUUGCCCGAUCCACACCCUCAGGCCCUGCCCGAUCCACACCCUCAGGCCCAGCCCGAUCCACACCCUCAGGCCCUGCCCGAUCCACACCCUCAGGCCCUGCCCGAUCCACACCCUCAGGCCCAGCCCGAUCCACACCCUCAGGCCCUGCUCGAUCCACACCCUCGAUCCACACCCUCAGGCCCUGCCCGAUCCACACCCUCAGGCCCUGCCCGAUCCACACCCUCAGGCCCAGCCCGAUCCACACCCUCAGGCCCUGCUCGAUCCACACCCUCGAUCCACACCCUCAG
Molecule: messenger RNA, 615 nt
Organism: Micropterus dolomieu (smallmouth bass)
Lineage: Eukaryota; Metazoa; Chordata; Actinopteri; Centrarchiformes; Centrarchidae
Product: pleckstrin homology-like domain family A member 1
Exons: 4
Source: RefSeq, a predicted model, not a curated record